Messenger RNA from Erythranthe guttata (spotted monkey flower), 1926 nucleotides. Its product is annotated as cytochrome P450 71AU50. NCBI's taxonomy places the organism in Eukaryota, Viridiplantae, Streptophyta, Magnoliopsida, Lamiales, Phrymaceae. Gene Ontology annotation, molecular function: heme binding; iron ion binding; oxidoreductase activity, acting on paired donors, with incorporation or reduction of molecular oxygen. The record is from RefSeq and is a predicted model, not a curated record.
GGUUAGAAAUUUGCAGUCAAUGUCUUUAUCAAUUUAAUAUUGUGGCCAGUAAUCCUUUUGUGGUAGAAGAAUUAUAAUUAAUUAAAACUGAGUUCACCAUUGUUGAAAGAUAUCUAGAUAACAAAGAAACUCCGGCCGGCGGCGGCUAUGGCUUGGUUCUGGCCAAUAAUAUCUGCGAUCUUAUUCAUCUGUGUUCUUCAGAAAAUUCUAAGCCCGAAUAAGAACAAAAGACAGCCACCGGGCCCGAUCGGGCUACCGAUCAUCGGCCAUUUUCACCUAUUGGGUAAAAAUCCCCACCAAGAUCUGCAUCGAUUAGCCCAAAAACAUGGACCCAUCAUGUACCUCCGCUUCGGCUUCGUCCCCACGGUGGUCUUCUCUUCUCCCGCCGGAGCGGAGCUCGUACUCAAAACCCACGAUCUCGUUUUCGCCGGCAGGCCUAGUAUUCAGGCCGCCAAGCACAUCAGCUACGAUGGUAGAAACAUUGUCUUCGCCCAGUACGGUUCUUACUGGCGGGACAUGCGCAAACUGGCGACCAUCAACUUGCUCAGCAGCUCCAAAAUCAGCCAGUUUCAGCCCGUGCGGAAGGCGGAGCUCCGCCUCGCCGUCGAUUCUCUCCGGCGAGCUGCCGCGGGGCGUGAAACCGUGGAUGUUAGCGAGAUGAUUAUGGGUACGAUUGGGGAUAUGGUUUGCCUGAUGGUGUUUGGGAGGAAGUUCGCCGGCGGUGGAUUGGGUGGGAGCGGCGGGUUUAAAUCUGUGAUUGAUGAGACGUUUCAGGUGGCGGCGAAGCCGAAUCUCGGAGAUUUUUUCCCGUACAUGGGUACGAUUGAUCUUCAAGGGUUGACCCGUCGAAUGAAAGAACUCAGCACAACUUUCGACGGGUUCUUGGAGAAGAUUAUCGACGACCACGUUCUUCAGAACAAGCAGCAGAAGAAGGAGAAUCAAGACUUUGUCGACACCAUGAUGGCCAUUAUGGAUUCCGGUGAAGCUGGAUUCGAAUUCGACCGCCGCCAUGUCAAGGCUGUGCUCUUGGAUAUGCUUUUAGGAGGAACAGACACUUCAUCCGCAACAAUAGAUUGGGCGCUCGCAGAACUCAUUAGGCACCCACAAAUCAUGAAAAAACUCCAACAAGAACUCGAACAAGUCGUUGGCUUAGACCAAUACGUGGAGGAGUCGCACCUCGAAAAACUCGACUACUUAAACUUCGUAGUCAAGGAAACCUUUAGGCUCCACCCGGUUGUCCCACUGUUCAUCCACGAAGCCCUUGAAGAUUGCACCGUCGAAGAAUUCCAUAUCGCGAAAGGCACACGAAUCAUGGUGAAUGUAUGGUCUAUGAGUAAAGACCCUAAUGUGUGGCAAGACCCCGAAAAAUUCUUUCCGGAGAGAUUUAUCGGGAGCGAUUUGGAUCUUCUCGGGCAUGAUUUCGAGCUCCUACCAUUCGGGUCGGGCAGAAGAUCCUGCCCGGGUCUUCAGUUGGGACUCACUACCGUUCGGUUAGUGUUGGCACAAUUGGUUCAUUGCUUCGAUUGGGAGCUUACGAAUGGGAUGUCGCCUAAUGAAUUGGACAUGUCCGAGCAUUUUGGCCUAGUCACCGGUAAAGAUAAGCAUAUCAUGGCGAUUCCCGUUUGCCGGUUGCGUAAAUGAGUCGCGAAUUUGAGUUCGAAACACAGAAAGCUCAAAGAAUUUAUUUUGUUGCUUAAGUAUGUAUAUAUUGUCUCUUUCACUAUUAUUAAUCAACUCUGUGUGUGUAUUUGUUGUUAACUCCGCCGGUGCCGUGGUUGUCUCUACCCCCGCCGGAGCAAAGCUCGUCCUUUGAGUUUUGUCACUUCCCCCAACGUGGUUGUCUCUCUUGUUUGGAAAACUACACAUACAUUCUGUGUUUUGAUAUUAUAAGUUAUUUAUGUCCAUGUCCUUGAGGUUAUGUCUAAU